This is a messenger RNA of Pongo pygmaeus (Bornean orangutan), 3734 nucleotides long. It is a transcript of the gene PCDHGB4, whose product is annotated as protocadherin gamma subfamily B, 4. Gene Ontology annotation, molecular function: calcium ion binding. The record is from RefSeq and is a predicted model, not a curated record. Bases 1273 to 3684 code for a protein of 803 amino acids. The transcript has a single exon. Gene Ontology annotation, biological process: homophilic cell-cell adhesion. Lineage: Eukaryota; Metazoa; Chordata; Mammalia; Primates; Hominidae. Gene Ontology annotation, cellular component: plasma membrane.
GGAGUCUCGCUCUGUCACCCACGCUGGAUACAUUUUACAAGUUCUGCAGUGUUCACAUUUCAGAUGUACAAUCACUUGGGGUAGAAGACAAUGUUGCUGACACCAACAAUGUUACUGAGGGAAGGUCCUACGGCAGAAAUACGGUUAUAAGGUAUUUUGUAAAAGAAAAUCUCCUGACCAAAAUUUAUUAGAUGCAUAAAAUUGUUUUUAAGCAAUGGAGAGACAUAAUCACUAAACUCAGUGAGCUAUUGCAAUCAAACUUUCCAGGGAUUGUUUCCUUCAAUCAGAGGUCACCAAGGAAAGUAAAAUAAGUGCAGAGGUAGGAAGCAGUGCUGCAGUGCAGCAGAUCUCAGUGACUUUGUGUUUUGAGGCUGUGUAUUAUCCUCCUGAUAACUUUGAAGAUGAAUGUUGUAUUUCAUAACCAGGAAAAUAAUUGUAUAAUGAGGAGAGGAGUAGGCUAUUGCCUGUGAUCAUCGAAAUGCGAAUCACAUAAUAUUCCUGUAAUGAAAUCACUGAAACUAUUGGGAAAGGGGAUGUAUUUGAAGAUAAGUAUAAAUUGCACCUUCUAAAAGGCAAUUUUGGCAUUACUGAUACUCUCCGCAAAAAGUUGAAAUAAAUCAACUUGGAGGUACUUAGAAAAGUGGAGAAAAUGUUAGGAACAAUGAAAGAAAGAUAAAGUGUAUCCAGUAUAUUUCUAAUGAGUAAGUAUGGAAAACUACUGUACUCUGAGACGGUUUAGGCCAAGUCUGUGUUACGGCUAUCUUUAUAUAGAUAGUGCAUGUUUGAAGAUUGGGGAAAGCUUAUGUCAAUAGAUGUUUAUGUACUUAAUCUACAUGAUUUGCCUAAAAAUCUUCAAAGUUGGGUUGAAGGCAUUCCUAAGAGUACAUUUUUAGACGUCAUUAAAUAUACAGACCUAUCCACGUAGUUUUUGUUCUUUCAGUUAGGCACACAGUUAUAAUUAUUGCACUGGUUAACUUGAAGCAGCAGAGGCUGUAGUUUCCUAGUACUGACUCUGGGCGCCGCUGUUGGCCAAAGUGGGGAGCCUGGCGCUCCAGAUCUCCUCGCGCAGCCGCAGCGCGCUUUCCAGGGCAGCCCCAGCUCAGACUCCCCAGCGCCAGCCUUCACACCGCUUCCUCCUCAGAAAAAGAAGAGUUUUUUCUUGAACUGGAACUGGAACUAAAGUCCGUUCGGAGAUCCAAAAAUCUGCAAUACGGAGGUCAUUUGUAACCCGGAGACUCCAGGCUGGUGAGCAAGCUGAGGAGAGCAAGAGGGAUGGGGAGCGGCGCCGGGGAGCUGGGCCGGGCUGAGAGGCUGCCAGUGCUCUUUCUCUUCCUGCUGCGUUUGUUCUGCCCGGCGCUCUGUGAGCAGAUCCGCUACAGGAUUCCCGAGGAAAUGCCCAAGGGCUCCGUAGUGGGGAACCUCGCCACGGACCUGGGGUUCAGCGUCCAGGAGUUACCGACUCGAAAACUGCGCGUCAGUUCGGAGAAGCCUUACUUCACCGUGAGCGCAGAGAGCGGGGAGUUGCUUGUGAGCAGCAGGCUAGACAGGGAGGAGAUAUGCGGGAAGAAGCCAGCUUGUGCUCUGGAAUUUGAGGCUGUUGCUGAAAAUCCACUGAACUUUUAUCACGUGAAUGUGGAGAUCGAGGACAUUAAUGACCACACGCCAAAAUUCACGCAAAAUUCCUUUGAGCUGCAAAUAAGUGAGUCUGCACAGCCUGGCACACGAUUUAUAUUAGGAUCUGCCCAUGAUGCGGAUAUUGGUAGCAACACACUGCAGAAUUACCAACUCAGCCCCAGUGAUCAUUUCUCACUGAUAAAUAAAGAGAAAUCAGAUGGCAGUAAAUACCCUGAGAUGGUAUUGAAGACACCUUUGGACAGAGAAAAGGAGAAAUCCUACCACUUGACUUUGACUGCCUUGGACUUUGGAGCUCCACCCCUAAGCAGCACUGCACAGAUACACGUUCUAGUGACUGAUGCCAAUGAUAAUGCUCCAGUGUUCAGUCAAGACGUAUACAGGGUGAGCCUUUCAGAAAACGUGUACCCGGGGACCACGGUGCUACAGGUGACUGCCACGGACCAGGAUGAGGGUGUCAAUGCCGAGAUUACUUUCUCUUUCAGUGAAGCUAGCCAGAUCACCCAAUUUGACCUGAACUCUAACACCGGGGAGAUUACUGUUUUAAGUGCAUUAGAUUUUGAAGAAGUCAAAGAAUAUUCCAUAGUUUUGGAAGCAAGGGACGGUGGAGGAAUGAUUGCGCAAUGCACAGUGGAGGUAGAAGUCAUAGAUGAAAAUGACAACGUCCCAGAAGUGAUAUUCCAGUCUCUACCCAACCUAAUCAUGGAGGACGCCGAGCUGGGAACACAUAUUGCUUUGCUCAAAGUCCGUGACAAGGAUUCCAGACACAAUGGAGAAGUUACUUGUAAAUUGGAAGGUGAUGUUCCAUUUAAAAUAUUAACUUCCUCAAGAAACACAUAUAAAUUAGUGACAGAUGCUGUUCUAGACCGCGAGCAGAAUCCAGAGUACAAUAUCACCAUUACGGCAACAGAUCGGGGCAAGCCUCCCCUCUCCUCCAGUUCCAGCAUCACCCUGCACAUUGGUGAUGUAAACGACAACGCUCCGGUUUUCUCACAGUCUUCCUAUAUAGUCUACGUGACGGAGAACAACCCGCCUGGAGCCUCUAUUUCACAAGUCAGCGCUUCUGAUCCUGACUUGGGGCCCAACGGCCAAGUCUCUUACUGCAUCAUGGCCAGUGACCUGGAGCAGCGGGAGCUGUCAUCCUACGUGUCCAUAAGCACGGAGAGCGGGGUGGUGUUCGCGCAGCGCGCCUUCGACCACGAGCAGCUGCGCGCCUUCGAGCUCACACUGCAGGCCCGCGACCAGGGCUCGCCAGCGCUCAGCGCGAACGUGAGCCUGCGGGUGUUAGUGGGCGACCUCAAUGACAAUGCGCCACGGGUGCUGUACCCCGCGCUGGGUCCCGACAGCUCUGCGCUCUUCGAUAUGGUGCCGCGCGCUGCAGAGCCCGGCUACCUGGUGACCAAGGUAGUGGCGGUGGACGCAGACUCAGGACACAACGCCUGGCUGUCCUACUACGUGCUGCAGGCUAGCGAGCCCGGGCUCUUCAGCCUGGGGCUGCGCACGGGCGAAGUGCGCACAGCGCGUGCCUUAGGCGACAGGGACGCGGCCCGCCAGCGCCUGCUGGUCGCCGUGCGUGACGGUGGACAGCCACCACUCUCGGCCACUGCCACGUUGCACCUGGUCUUCGCCGACAGCUUGCAGGAGGUGCUGCCGGAUAUCACUGACCGCCCCGACCCCUCUGACCCCCAGGCUGAGCUGCAGUUUUACCUGGUGGUGGCCUUGGCCUUGAUCUCAGUGCUCUUCCUCGUGGCCAUGAUUCUGGCCAUUGCCUUGCGCCUGCGACGCUCUUCCAGCCCCGCCACCUGGAGCUGCUUCCAGCCUGGUCACUGUGUUAAAUCCGAAUCCGUGGUUCCCCCCAACUACAGCGAGGGGACUUUGCCUUAUUCCUACAAUCUAUGUGUUGCGCAUACAGGAAAGACGGACUUUAAUUUCCUAAAAUGUAGUGAGCAGUUGAGUUCAGGACAAGACAUACUUUGCGGUGAUUCAUCUGGGGCCUUAUUUCCACUUUGUAAUUCCAGCGAAUUGACUUCCCAUCAGGUGAGUUUCCUUUAAGUAUAAUUUAAUUUUCAUUGCCUACCCAUUUCUCCAUAUUCACAAGAAAA